AUGGCUGUCAAGCAGCGCCGAAAAGCUCUAUCGAGCGGGCGACCACCUGUAAACAAACCAAAAGAACGCAUGAGCGCGCAGCAAUCAAGAACCAUCAUUCGCACCCAUCAUCGACUGCAGAAAGAGCAUGCAGCAGCUGUCAAGAGAGGAGACACCACCACAGCCGACAAGCUUGCCAGAGCUAUCGAGAACAACGGAGGCAUCAUCAAGUACCAAGCAGCCAGCAAGCAGGGUCAAGCUAAGGAUCGCGGUGGUGACUCGAGCAAGUUGCUUGUGGAGUGGUUGGUCGAACUCGGUGUUGUUGAUCGCAAAGCUCGAGGACAGAAUGCGACGAAGAAGGCAUCCCUGAGAUGUCUCGAAGUAGGGGCUCUCUCGGCAACAAAUGAAAUAUCGAAAUUCCCCAACCUCAUCGAAAUGACAAGAAUCGACUUGAACAGCCAGGGCCCCGGUAUCCAGAAACAGGACUUCAUGGAGCGGCCGCUACCAGGAUCUGAACACGAGCGAUUUGAUAUCCUUUCCUUGUCGCUGGUUCUCAAUUAUGUGCCAGACGCGCCUGGCCGCGGAGAGAUGCUCAAGCGUAUCACUAAGUUUUUAAGAUCAGUACAAGCCGAUGCCACAGAGCACAGUGACACUCUGCCGUUACUGUUUUUCGUCUUGCCUCUGCCCUGCAUCGACAACUCUAGAUACAUCGACGAGUCGCGACUGUUGCAAAUCAUGGACAGUCUUGGCUUUAUCCUUACAAAGACGAGAUUGACAUCGAAGCUGUGUUACUACUUGCUGCGCUGGACCGGGCCUAGGGCCCACGCUUCUUUCGAAAAGAAGAAGAUAAGAGACGGGGCAGCGAUGAACAACUUCUCGAUCGUCGUGGAAUGA
Messenger RNA from Ascochyta rabiei, 873 nucleotides. Its product is annotated as 25S rRNA (adenine(2142)-N(1))-methyltransferase. The record is from RefSeq and is a predicted model, not a curated record. Gene Ontology annotation, cellular component: nucleolus. Lineage: Eukaryota; Fungi; Ascomycota; Dothideomycetes; Pleosporales; Didymellaceae. Gene Ontology annotation, molecular function: rRNA (adenine) methyltransferase activity. The coding region runs from base 1 to 873 and encodes 290 amino acids. The transcript has a single exon.